This is a messenger RNA of Paramisgurnus dabryanus, 4699 nucleotides long. It is a transcript of the gene rapgef5b, whose product is annotated as Rap guanine nucleotide exchange factor (GEF) 5b. Gene Ontology annotation, cellular component: plasma membrane. Lineage: Eukaryota; Metazoa; Chordata; Actinopteri; Cypriniformes; Cobitidae. Gene Ontology annotation, biological process: Ras protein signal transduction. The record is from RefSeq and is a predicted model, not a curated record. Gene Ontology annotation, molecular function: guanyl-nucleotide exchange factor activity.
ACGUGCCUAUUGUCCACACAAUGCACAUUUACUAAUGCACUGCUGGUUGCUCGGACCACACUAUAUCGACUUUAUUUGCUCACCUGUGGAUAAGUCAACAACAUCCGUCAGUGAUCUGAGGGGAUCUCGGUGUAUGUCCUCCAAUCUGUGCCGCUUUCUGUCUGGAUCUCCACGAAAUGGAGGGGAUGAUAUUGAAUGAGGGUCGCUCUGUGGUCAAGGGUGGUCUCAUAAACCGGGGCAGAAGUAAAACUCUGAAAGUUCAGAGCACUACACAUGAACCUUCUUCACCCUCACCCAACAAUGACUCUCACUUCAAGAACAGCCUGGAAAGUAUUUUAUCUCAGAAGCCGUCACCUGAAUCCAUCCACUGUUCAAAUGCAGGACAGACUAAACAGAAGGUAUAUCAGACUUGUGUGAAGAAUGUGCCGUGUGCUGGCCGAGCACUAAGGAAUGCUUUCCUAUCUAAUGGCAAGGACAACUGGAAAACUCAUAUUAAAUUGGCAAGGAUCAUCAGGAGAACAUAUAUUGGUCUGGAGCUGGUGGAAUGGUUGAUGGAUCACUGUGAAUUCAUACAGAACAGGGUAAUAGCUUCCAAAAUGUGGAACAUUCUCCUGGACAUGGGCGUUCUGCUCUCAGUGGAGCAGCAAGAUGUGUUUGAGGACUCCAGGUCCUUGUACCAAUUCACUUUUGAGGAAUGUGAGGCCCAGAGCUGUGAUUUCAGGAAUCAGGCCAAUUGGCAGAGUGCAGUGCAUCUGCUCCUACAGCUGGUCCCUCACACGCAGCUCCGCGGUGGGGCCCGCAGACGCUAUAAAGAAGAUGAUACCCCGAAGACACCAGAGGUUUUUAAUCCAGUUUUUCAAAAGAGAGCACUGGAGCAUCUCACUUCAACGGUACAGCAGGAGUUGCUCGAGGCUUUGGCUCGCAAGGCACAGAAUAAAUCAAUCGUUGAGGAGAACAUACCAGAAACCCCUCCACCCUCUCCAAGUUGUGCUGAGCUCACGCAGGGACCCGGGGCCGUUGUACGAGAAAGAGAGGAUAUCAGCCGAUUGGAGAUGGUCCAGAGACUGGCAAAGGAUGGAUGCCGCCUUCUGCAUAGCCCACUGAGAGCUACUGAACGUCCUGCCGAGCCCACCGGUGACGCAGCAGUUCGGGUGUGCGAGAGAGAGAGGACCCGCGAGAUGCUGCUAUCUCAGAGGACGACGUCACCGCGAGCUCCCCCCUCCCGCUCCUUCUCAAACAGGAGGUUUGCCGCUGUGCCUGCCACCCCUGAGAAGGUGCUGGAACACCUGCUGGAUCAGAUGAGGAUGGACGAGGAGCAGAGGAACCCCCAAAGCAGAGAAACAGAUAUUCUCUUGGAUGACUUCUUGCUGACCUACCCUGUGUUCAUGUCCACCAGUGACCUGUGCCAAGCAUUGCUUGGUCACUAUUGUUCGAAGAAAGGACGAUUGAAAGAGGAUGCCAGAGAGACUCUGCUUAGGAAACGAAAAGUACUGCACCUGCUGUCCCAGUGGAGCUCGUUGUGCACAGAUCUACGUCAGGACGACGAAGACGCCAAACUAUUCCUUAAGACCCUCUACAGAUAUGUUUUGGAUGAUCUGUAUGAGUUUCCCUCCCUGGAGAAAGACAUUAAAGAACUUCAGAAACUUUUACGGAUGCAGCGCAGACAUACUGUAGAUGAUUACUCGCCGCAGAGGAAGAAUAAGGCUCUCUUCCAUCAGCUGAGCCUGAGGGAUAACUGGCACCCUGUACGAGCACCUCAGAGAGAGAGAAAUGAAGUGCUGUGUCGUGUGUACGUGACUGUAGACUCCUACGUGAGCGUGAGGACACACAGUGAUGCGUCUGCGCAGGAGCUGCUGGGAACCGUGGCAGAAAGACUCGACUGCGCAGAGGACGACAUGGUGCUGGUCGCCAUCACGUAUGCUGGAGAUAAGGUUUUGCUUCAGUCAGAACAGUGUGUGUUUUCCUCUUCACUCACUACUGCUGACAGGCUGCACGUCUACAGAAGAGACCUGACCGAGAUCAUGAGUCCUUGCACUGAUAACGGACAGCAGCGCUCAGUAAAGAUGCUCAGUAUGAACACGUGGGAUGUAGCCGUGUCUCUCACCAACUGUGACUGGAGCCUCUUCAGUAACGUCCACGAGCAAGAGCUGGUGUAUUUUACUCUGAGCCGUGAUGCCAGUGGCGGCCACACAGUGGCGCUGGAGCAGCUGUUACAGCGCUGUAAUGAGACACAGCAGUGGGUGAUGACUGAAGUGCUGCUGUGUCCCACCCUAUGCAAACGUGUGCAGCUCUUCAAGAAAUACAUCAAGAUUGCAGCACACUGUAAAGCACAGAGGAACCUGAACUCACUGUUUGCUAUCACUAUGGGAUUAAACAGUCCGGCCGUCAGUCGACUUACUCAGACGUGGGAGAAAGUCCCUGGUAAGUUCAGGAAGUUGUUCUCCGAGCUGGAAAGCCUGACGGACCCUUCGUUGAACCACAAAGCCUAUAGAGAUGCCUUUAAGAAAAUGAAGUCUCCCAAGAUCCCUUUCAUACCCCUGCUUCUGAAAGAUAUUACGUUUAUUCAUGAGGGCAACAGAACCUUUCUAGACAACCUGGUCAACUUUGAUAAGCUACACAUGAUAGCGGACACCGUGCGAAUUAUUAGGCAAUGCCGGACAGAUCACAUGGGAAACAUGUUGUCCCAGAAGGACAGCGUAGAGGUGAGAACAUACAUCAACUACCUGCACGUCAUUGACAAUCAACAGACCCUCUUUGAGCUCUCACACAGACUGGAGCCCAGGACCUAAAAGACACAGGACAAAAUAAGUCCUGUAACCCAAGACUGUGGUUGUUAUUCAGUGUGUUUCCACUAGAGGGAGACACACUCUCAUACACCACAGACAGCCAAAGAAAUCAACCUCAAGUUCGGUCGUGUGAAUGGAACAAAGAAAACCGAAUGCUCAACUGUGAAUCAUGCUGAACUGAUGUUUAAAUCAGGAAGACCUACAGAACAACUAUACAAUGAUCCAGUAUUCAAUGCUACAAUAAGGACUCGUGAGUUUUUGGGGAUGUAAUAUGUUUUUUUAUUUGCUUUCUCGUUUGAUGUAGUUGUUCAGAACAGAUGUUAGGUUGUUUGAGCCAGUCAGCCUCUGCGAAACAUUUUAAAAACAUCAGAGGAUGUUUGAGCAAAUGCAAUUGUAUCAGAAUAGACUUAUAUCAGAAUAAUAACCCUAAACAGCACACUAUGUUGUAGGUGAAGCAUUGCUACCACAAACAAUACUUUAAAACAGAGACGCCCAAACUAGGGCCUGCAGGCCAUAAUUGGCUUCCAAUGAACUUUCAUUUUGCCCAUUAUGCCACGUGAGAUAAGGAAAAAGGCAGUGGCACACAAACAAAAGGAAAUGUAAUUUUUUUUUUACAACAGUUUCCUUUGUUUAUGCAUAACUAUGCAGUUUUAUUUUCAGAGUAAAGUUUGCUUAUUUAUUUUUUAAAUAUUAGAAAAUUAUAAAUUAGGAGAAUCAGGGCAACUUUAAUUUUAAUAUAACACAGCAACAUUUACUUUAAACCCACGACUCUCAGUCAGGUUUGAUUUUUGGCCCUUGGUAGGAAAACGUUUGGGCCCCCCUGCUCUAAAGUAUAGCUUAAAUAUAUUAUUAUAUAUAAUAUUAUUAAAUAUAAUCUAACUAGGACAUAUUUAUUUAAAUCUGAAAAUAAUGCAUAUUCUAAAAAUUGCAGUGCUUUCCUAAGCCUUGUAAUAAACUUAUGAUUACUAAAAAAAUAUUUGUUGGUUCAACUUAAAAAUUAAGUUACCUGGUUGCCUAAAAAAGCUGAGUCAAUUUCAACUCAAAAAUAUCAGUUGUCACACACUCACACACACACACACAUAUAUAAAUUUUGGAGUCAACCUAUUUUUUAAGUCAAAUCAGCUAAAGUUUUAACCAGGUAACUUACUUUAUUAAGUUGAACCAAGAAAUCUUUUUGUACAGUGUAUGUACUAGACACGCUGUAGAUCAGGUUCAGUAAUUCCUUCAUAAUUUAGUUUGCAGCUCAUAAUAGAAAUAACAUCAGGGUAACAGACAAAUAGACAAACACAAGAGACAUAGACUUACUGUAUUAAAGAGGCUUUACUGCUUGGCUCAUAUAACUGUGUACAGUAGUUCUGUAAAGACUUACAUUAGACUGUGUUUAUUUUGUUUAUAAGUUGUUCCUUGAGUUGUGAGUAUAUUUAUUUAACAAUAUAUUUGUUCAGACAGGAGCAGGACACAAGUUUAAAAUAUAAAGAUGUAAUGUAUGACUGUAAAUGUGAUCAGAUGGUCUGAAUGAUUUGGCAACGCCAUUGAUUGAUCAGUCUGAUUAUUAAUGCAUGUGAGCUUCACAUGCAAACUCUGUAAAUACAAAAAAGUACUUUUUAAAAAUAAAUAAGAAAAACAGGCCACAAAGCAAUAGCGAGGUGUACGUGUCACCUCCAAAAAAACAUAAUUUAGCAGUGACUGACUGUAGCUGCUGUUUGCACUAGUUUUCUUGAAUACGAGUCUUACAUUAAAGAAAAAUAAAUCCUCUUCCUUCCUUCCUUUCUUUCCUUGGAUGCCCACGUGUACAGUUUUAUAUUUUAUCUUUAUCCUUACAUGGUUUGGCUUAAAUUAUUGAAUUCGAAAAUUACUGACAUCAUCAGAAUAUGAACAAUGAGAGACAUGAUUGUUAAAUAUCGUAAAAAACC